UGCCUCGCCCACUCCUGACAGCAAAAUUGAUAUAUUUGCAUGACUUUUUAAAGAUUAAAAAUAUACCUGUGGCAUGUCAGUUAUGCACCGAGGAAAACGCAACGUCCUGGGACCUGGGUCGAAUUCAUGCAAUUGCGUGAACUUAAAUGCCCCCAGAUCGCAUUGCUGGACCCAACAUGAAGGCUGAAGAUCAUGCUUGGCCAUAUCUUGAGAAUGAUCCAAAGGGCAUCUUGAGCUGGGAAAAACAUCAAACUGUCUGUAUAUCAGUCACAUAAACAAUGUUUCUUAUUUGAUUUGUGAUCUAGGCCUAUAAGUAACACACAAUAUUAAAUAUUUCUAAUUAUUUUAAUUAUUAUUAUUAUUAUUAUUAUUUUUUAAGAAUUGAUUCAAACAUUUUAAACUCAUCCUCGAGAUGAACAGCUGCUUACAAUCAUUACUAAAUUGGUGUGAUUGGUAUUAAGGGAGACGUGUGACCAAACACCUAGAAAUGUACCAGUUGUCAAGCCAUCCAAAUGCUCACAAUGAUCUGGAAUUAGGAUUUAAAGCCCUCUUCAACCAGUUGAAAAUAUGGUUCCUUUCACUAAACCCAGGUCCUCGUACAUCAGAGCACUCUUCACAUUUGGCUUCAUCAUCUUUCUUUUUAUGCUGUUCCAAAACGCGAUGAUCUAUACUUCCCUCAAAACUUCUGUUGAUUCCACCAGCGGAGGUCUGUGCGCUUGUGAUAAAUGUGUCAUGGAUCUGAACGAUACUGAUUGGUUCUUCACACGGUUCAACCCCACGGUUCCAUUUCUACUGAACAGAAGAAACGGUGUGUUGCGUUCCGACGUCUACAGAUGGUGGACGGGUCUGCAAACCGAGAUCACUAAGGUUAACUUCACCGACGUGGUGGACACAUUGUUUUCUCUCUUUCCUGAUGAAGAGCACUACUCGGACGCCGGUCCAGAUCGCUGCAGAACCUGUGCUGUGGUGGGAAACUCUGGGAACUUGCUGGGAACUCAUUAUGGGCCUCUCAUAGAUCUUCAUGACCUUGUCAUAAGGAUAAACAAGGGUCCAACAGAAGGUUAUGAGAAGGAUGUGGGCUCUAAGACCACUCACCGGAUUCUCUACCCUGAAAGCGCUGUGGAUCUAGACAACUCAACCCACCUUAUUCUUCUGCCCUUUAAGAUCAAAGACAUGCGCUGGCUCAUCAGUGCCUUCACCACUAAACACAUCACACGCACCUAUUUUAGAGUGAGACCUACAGUAAACGCUAACAGAGACAAGGUGAUGAUCAUCCAUCCUGAAUUCAUUAAAUAUGUCUAUGAGAGCUGGCUGCAGAAACAUGGCAAAUACCCAUCAAGUGGAUUCAUUACACUGAUAUUCGCUCUGCACAUCUGUGAUCAGGUCAAUGUUUUUGGGUUUGGAGCUAAAAGUGACGGGACGUGGCAUCAUUAUUUUGACAGAAGCUUGACUCACUUUAGCAGAGGCAGUCACGGCGGAGACUUUGAAAAUAAGACCAUGAAUGAGCUUCUUUUGUUGAACAAGAUUUCUAUACAUAAAGGGUGGUAAUAACCAUUUUCUCAUUGUGUCCCUGGAACAGGCUUUUAAUGAAACCCUUUUGAAAAGCCUACAUUUUCAAAGCAGAAUUAUUUGUGAAUAUUUAUGUAUUUAUUCACCUGUAUAUAACCAAGAAAAAUAAGACAUUAUUAUUUCUAAUAGCAUAUUGUCCUAAUGGGGAAUGUGGAACAAUAAAGAUUAAAUUAAACGGAUUAAACUGAGGCAAAUGUACAAAAAUGAAUGGUAUGCAAACAAUGCUUUCACAAAGAAAACUAAAUGUAUACUUUAAUAGUAUUAUGUACAGUUGUGCAUUUAAGUUAAAUACUAAAGUAAUUUUCACAUUGAACAUCAACUGCAAUCUUAUCAAAUUUCACAUUAUCACAUGACUAAAUAUUCUCACGUGACACUUACAUUACAUCUCUGUAUUUAUAUGAAAAUGCGAAGUCUUGGUUAUUCACACUGAAGUAAGAGUAUUUCAAAAUUGGUGUGAAUACUGUGAACAUAACCCAUGCAAAUGCAAGAAACAAUUAUGGGUCUUACGCAAGUGCAAAGAAGGCAAAAAAGCUCUCAGACAAAACCAUGACAGCUACACAAAGGGUCGCUGUCGUCAUAAAUACUUGUCUGUGCAGAAUUCUUUGCCUUGCAUUUGUCGGAGUAAUAAAUUACACAGUAACUUACGA
This is a messenger RNA of Carassius gibelio (silver crucian carp), 2216 nucleotides long. RefSeq names its product CMP-N-acetylneuraminate-beta-galactosamide-alpha-2,3-sialyltransferase 1-like. The transcript has 8 exons. The coding region runs from base 568 to 1548 and encodes 326 amino acids. Lineage: Eukaryota; Metazoa; Chordata; Actinopteri; Cypriniformes; Cyprinidae. The record is from RefSeq and is a predicted model, not a curated record. Gene Ontology annotation, molecular function: beta-galactoside (CMP) alpha-2,3-sialyltransferase activity.